Messenger RNA from Musa acuminata AAA Group (dessert banana), 4122 nucleotides. RefSeq lists its product as uncharacterized. The transcript is spliced from 10 exons. The coding region runs from base 2847 to 3923 and encodes 358 amino acids. The record is from RefSeq and is a predicted model, not a curated record. Lineage: Eukaryota; Viridiplantae; Streptophyta; Magnoliopsida; Zingiberales; Musaceae.
UAAACCCGCGAGAAGGAAACGGAAAGCUCAUCUGAACGUUCGUUUUUAGGGGAAGCCCUCGAAAUUGCUUUCGUCUCCCUUUCUUUCUUUCUUUGGAUCGAGAACGAAAGAAACCUUUGUGGUUGAUGAUGAUCGCCGCAGAGAAGGAAGGAAUCGCCGAAGACGCCGGAGACCCGGCAGCGGCAGAUCCCCGGGCCGCCUUGCCUUCUCCUCCGCUGCUCUCCCAAAACCGACGUCUCCAUAAUUUCUCGUUCCCGACUCUCAGCUGGCGUGGCCAGCGCUUCCUCCGCUGCUCCAAACUUUCCGACGUCGCCACAACCGAGCCCGCUAGAUCGGCCGAUCAGGACCACCGGACCUCCCAGAUGAAAUCUUCCCCGCAGAGGCCGUUGCCGGUCGCCCGGGAUCCGAAGGAGGAGGCGAGAAGAGGGAGGGAAGGAAAGGAGGCGGACAAGGCAUCCUCUUGUGCGGCUACCGUGGCAGAGGCCACAAGACCCUGGAACUUGAGGACGAGAAGGGCCGCUUGUAAUUUCCCAGCUGACCGGUAUGGUAAUCAUGGUUCUAUUUAUGGGGCUACAGCGAUGGAGACGAUUGAUCCUCCGAUGAAGACGGUGAGGCUGCAAUCGGAUGAGUCGAAGAAGGGUGGGAUGGAGAAGUUCUCGAUCUCUCUGUCUCGUUCGGAGAUUGAGGAGGACUUUUUCGCUAUCAAAGGGACGAAGCCCUCUCGGCGACCAAAGAAAAGGGCUAAGAUUGUUCAGCGAGAACUAGACUCACUUUUCCCUGGUUUGUCGUUGUCAGAAAUAACCCCCGACUCGUACGAAGUUGUUGAAUAAGGUCGUGCAAAAUCCUUUCUGGUAGUAGUACAUCCACAAAGACAAUGUCUUUUUCAAUUAUAUUUGAAUUUUCAAGCUAGAAGCUACAAUUGCUUUCCUGCAGAGCUUGAAGAACCUGAUGAAGAGAGGCGCCUUUCCGGGAAAACCCUUAAGGUUUUCAAUUGCUGCCUAAUCCUGUACGCUUGCAAUCAUGGCAACUUGGUUAUGUAGCACACCUUGUUACUCUGUAAAUUAUACGGUUAGAUUAAAUGAUGAUUAUUAUUAUUAUUUUUUGUCUACGUUGCAAGGCUGUCCGUUUCAAUCUAUUUCUUUAUUAGCUUUCUUUGAAAUUUUAAAAUUGUUUUGCUUUAACAGAAAAAAGUAUCAUGGAACAGUUAGGAAUCAUGUAUAAUGUAUUCCACUUCUUGUUCGAUGAAAUUUGUCUUUAGCUCUUUAUAGUGUGAGUUCAUACUCAUUGGUACCGGAGUAUCUAUCUCAUUGUUCAAUUAUUUCGGAAGAGUCGUAAAGAUUAGGAAUGAGGCCAUUAUCAAAGAUGCUAGAUGGUAAGAAUGUUUUCCUAGUGGGUUCGUUUUAAUCUAAGACAAUUCUCUAACGUUGAGAAUGUAGUUUUCUUUCGUGAAUUUUCUUUCUUCUGAUGUCCUCAGGCCAAGUUCAUUAUUAGAAACUUGGGAUAUUCAAACCUGUGACGCUAAACUCCAUGAUGAUAUCUUGCAAAAUGAAAAUGCUCAAGAUAUUUUAUUGUAUUUGCUCAUGAGUAGACAUGGUAAGUAAUUUGUUAGGAAGAUUAAUCAAUGGGAUGCCAAUUAUUUGUUACUAUGUAAUUAUGGGUCACAGCCAGAGGAACAGGUACUAGCACUUAAAUGAAAACUAUUUGUGAAAAGGAAAAUUACCAUUACCUUGAGUUCUAGGAUCUGAAUGCUUUGUCUUUGUUGCUGAGUGACACCUAGUGGGAUUGUUGGUUCUGUGUUAUAAUGAUUUAUAUGACUGCCUUAUUCAUUCUUACAAACUCAUUGUUGCUUCAGUAUUUUUAAGGUGAGGGUUGCUCUAACGUCUAGCUUUCUUACUAGUGCAUGUUCAAGUUCUUUUUGUUUUUAUGGCUUUCUUCAGUUGGGCUCAACUUGGAUUGUAAAUGGACAUUAUUUAAAGAUGCCUGUCAAGAAUUAAUGAAGUUCCGGUGAUUGACUUUUGAUAUUGAGUUUGCUAUAUUGUGUUUUAGUAGUUCUAGCUUCUAACAUACAGUUUUUUGAAAAAAAAGGAAUACUCUUGUCCGGAUCCAUCUCUUUCUUCCCUGUUGCAGGUACAAAAGUAAUUAAAUUUCCUGAGGUCUAAUUAUGAAUGUGCUACACACACACACACACACAAAAAGGCCAUAGUUUUCAAACUCCUAUGAUACCUACAUGGAUUGACAACUUGCUGCUGCAGCAUUUCGAAACCAGGUGAAUGGACCAAAGUUUUGUGGAAUGAGAAGAAGAAAAGAGCUAAAGAAUACUUGUAUAAAUAUUCACAAUGGUCAUAGCAGGAAAUAAUAUGCUGUAAGCAUGAAAACUCAUCUUGAAUACUGAUGGGAAAUACUGUGUUUUUUUUUUUUUUUUCUUUCACACAUGAUAAGCGGUGAGUACAGGAUUCCAUCCCAUGACUUUUUUUAUUUUUUAUCAAUAGUCAAGGAUUAUUAUUAUUAACCUCCAUCUUAACAUGGAAUUUGGGAGAUGCUUCCAACAGGGAUCAUAGUGCAAAGUGAUGGAGAUUUAUUUUUAAGUGUCAUUGCAUGCAUAAUAGCAUCGGAUUGGUAGCAUAUUCUAGCAGCAAAGAUCUAAUUUGAGUGACCACAACAACUCAAGGUGGGGUUCCGACUACAGAUGGGCUUAUAAUGAUGGGCCACUCCCCGUUUUCCAUUGGGCUAAACAUCUCGCGUUAUACGUUACCCUCAGCACGUGACAGUUGCCCGUGUCUUGAAGCAGCAUACGGCAAUGGGAGACGGCGCAGGGUAGUAGGGAUUAGCGACUGCUUUCCACCGCCAUGGCAGCAGCUGUUUCUCCUCCUCUCGUCGGCGCAUCCCCGCUCCUUUCCCUCCUCCCACCACCCAGAAAACGAUCCGCGGUGCCCCGAGCCGCCGUCUCUGCCUCCGCCUCCGCGAGAGCCAAGGCCUGCUCGUACCAGCUGAGGGAAGGGCAAUUUCGCCGUUUCCACCGCCUGCCCUCUGGCCUGGCCAUAGAGGUCAUCUUCCAGGAGGCUCAGGCCGCGGCUGCGGCAGAAGAAGGUCUCCGGAAUCCGCCGCUGGUUUUCAUCCAUGGGAGCUUCCACGCGGCCUGGUGCUGGGUCGAGCAUUGGCUGCCUUUCUUUUCCGACUCCGGUUACGACUGCUACGCCCUCAGUCUCUUGGGUCAGGGUGAAAGUGAUGUUCCAUCAGGGGCGGCCGCUGGUACUCUUAAGACACAUACAAGUGACGUAUCUGAUUUUAUCCGAAAAGAAGUCAGAUCACCACCUGUUUUAAUUGGGCAUUCGUUUGGUGGCCUCAUUGUUCAGUCUUAUAUUUCAAACAUGACAUAUAGCUACUCCUCCGAACAACCAUCUCUUUCUGAGAAUCUCGUUGCACAUCCACUGCUUGCAGGAGCUGUACUUGUAUGUUCUGUGCCUCCUACAGGCAACAGUGGUCUUGUCUGGCGAUAUCUUUUAACCAAGCCAAUUGCUGCUAUCAAGGUGACACUCAGCUUGGCUGCCAAAGCUUUUGCAAAUUCAUUGCCACUGUGCAAAGAAACAUUUUUCUCAUCGACAAUGGAGGAUCACCUUGUCUUAAAGUAUCAGGAGCUCAUGAAAGCUAGCUCAAAGCUACCACUAUUUGACCUGAGGAAGCUUAAUGCAUCAUUACCUGUAUCUCCACCAGCAAAAGGCACAGUGAAGCUCCUCAUAAUGGGUGCAAGUGAUGACUUUAUAGUUGACACAGAAGGGCUCCAGGAGACGGCUACGUUUUAUGGUGUACAAGCAGUUUGCGUGGAAGGGGUCGCCCAUGAUGUGAUGCUAGACUCUAGGUGGGAGAAAGGUGCACAAACGUUUCUAUCGUGGUUGCAGGAAUUGCAAAGAGAUCAGAUUUCUUGAUUCUUUUGAUGAAUCUUCAGAAGCUUCUUCAUCUCAGUGCACUGAAAGAAUCUUCUAAAAAAAUGUAACUAUUGGAAGUUUUGCCUCAAUGUACCUCUUAAAAUGUGCUCAAACCUCUCAGCCAAACUAUUAUUGUUCUUUUGUUGUUUCAUGUGUGGUUAUGACAGUUGAAAAUUUCCAUGACUAGUAUACUUUCAAA